Thermothielavioides terrestris NRRL 8126 is the source of this 1374-nucleotide messenger RNA. RefSeq lists its product as uncharacterized. The record is from RefSeq and is a predicted model, not a curated record. Gene Ontology annotation, biological process: RNA processing. Lineage: Eukaryota; Fungi; Ascomycota; Sordariomycetes; Sordariales; Chaetomiaceae. The coding region runs from base 132 to 947 and encodes 271 amino acids. The transcript is spliced from 2 exons.
GCACAACGCCGCCCCCGUGCGACACAGAUAUACACUGGAGAUCAGGCUGCUCACGGUCUCGACAAGCGCCACUUGGACCGCCUUUCCAACCGGAAGGAAUCAAACCAGUUUUCUGCAACUAAUCGCCCGCGAUGCCAAAAGAACGGAAUUACAAUCCAGUGCAAGCCCUCCGCAAGGCGGAAAAGGCAAAGGCCAUCAAAAAAGGCAAGGCAGAAAAGCAGGCUCGCAGGAACGAAAAGCUCGCCAAGCGCAACCCGGCCAGGAUACAGCAGCAGAUCGAUGACCUCAAGGCCAUAAAGGAGGGCGGAGGCAAGCUCACGGCACACGAGGAGCAGGCACUGGAAGCUCUCGAGAAGGAUCUGAAGGCGGUCAAGAAGGCAAGAGAAGCGCUGGGCGAUAAGGCCCCACAGUUUGGACACGGCCCGCCGAGGGAAGGACAGCGCGGCGACGGCGUGCUGGGGAAGCGCAGGCGUGAUGCUGAAGAUGCGUCCAGCAGCGACAGCGACGUGCCCGAGGACGUCAGGAGCAUUCCCAUGCCACGGGACACGCCGCCGCCGAUUCCCAAAGAAAUCUUGGACGAGUGGUACGCGAAGCGGAGGGCGAAGAGAAAUGCGGAACGAGCGCCAGAAGCCGAACAAUCGCAAGCGUCGCAGAAGCCUGCUGCCCCUGUCAUCGAAUCCAAGACAGUCUACGAGGCCCAGCCCGUUCUCAGAGAUCUGCGGAAGGAGGCCGUGAGCGCCUUCGUUCCGACUGCCGUGCGAAUGAAGAUCGAGAAGGGCAAGGGGAAGGCGGGCCUCUUAGAGCCCGAGGAGGCGGACCAGCUGGAGAAAGAGGGAUAUCUACCGGCCCCCGAGAGGAUACGACAGCAAGAAAACCAGGUACAGCCUCGCCGAGAGACCGGUCCGCGCGGGGUGACCAUGGAAGAAGUUGAAGAGGAAGAGGGCUGAGCGAGGUUCCCGACUCUCAGUUCGCCAAAUCUAUGGACGAGAGGCCAGGUUGUGUUACGACCGUGCCACGGUGUUGCGGCUCUCAUUCAUGCCUUCUGUUGGCCUUCCAGUGCAUGGCGUAUAUCGUUUGCAUGCGGACGCCAGCAGGCAGUGAGGCUGGCACGACGCGGCACAAGGCGAGUAGUCAAACGGCGAGAGGUCGUUGCGGCGGUGGGAGCUACGAUACUGUGUCCAGUUUGGGUGUCUGUGGGCACAACUUAUACAUGAUCGCAGUUAACCUUUUCCGUAGGACCGCGGUAGGGGCAUCCCGAAACAUGGAGGCGGAGGAUAAGACCGGCCAGGCUGGGCCAGUGUGCCGAGCGUAUGGGGUGAUCUAUGGUGUAAUAGUGAACAGUAACUACUUGGACUGCCUGGCUUGCCGACCCCU